This is a messenger RNA of Physcomitrium patens, 871 nucleotides long. RefSeq names its product protein CURVATURE THYLAKOID 1A, chloroplastic. Gene Ontology annotation, cellular component: chloroplast thylakoid membrane; thylakoid. Lineage: Eukaryota; Viridiplantae; Streptophyta; Bryopsida; Funariales; Funariaceae. The record is from RefSeq and is a predicted model, not a curated record.
CGGCGCACCGAUUGCCAGGGAUUCGUGAAGCAAUGUAGUAUUGAACCGCAACUGGCACACGGAUAAUGUUGUGAAGUUGUCGCACUGUUCUGCAGAACCGUAUCCACUCGUGAGCUGAACUGGUCGAAGCUUGAGCCAGUCUAGAUGGCGUGCGUCGCAGCGUUGUCGAGCUCUGUCGCUGCGGCCGGUUCUGCCACCGGCGCCGUUGCCUCGUCGGCCCCGAGGUCGUCUGUGGGCGCGUCUGCAUCACUGUCGCUCAGGCGGAGUCACGUUCAUGGCAACAAGGUGGUGGUGAACUUCAGGAGAUCAGUGUCUAAGAGGUCCAAACCUCUGUCAAUUAGAGCCACCGCGGAAGGUGACAGCUCCGCCCAAAUUCAAGAAUUCAUUGACGAUCUCAAGGCUAAGUGGGACCAAACUGAGAACAAGAGCACUGUGGUGAUCUAUGCCGGAGGUGCGCUUGUUGCACUAUGGUUCUCCUCUACUAUCGUGGGUGCCAUCAACUCCGUCCCGCUGCUGCCCAAGGUAAUGGAGCUCAUCGGGCUCGGCUACACUGGAUGGUUCGUGUACCGUUACCUGCUGUUCAAGUCCAGCAGGAAGGAGCUCGUCGAGGACAUCGAGGAGUUGAAGGGGAAGAUCACUGGCGCUGCCAACGAUGUCGCCAGCAGCAAGUAGGGAAUACCAUGCUUUCUCCGCGCCUCGGAGACGACGUUCUUCGAUGUGGACGGAAAUGCUACAUCCCCAAUUGUGAAUUUGUGUACGAAUGUCGAUCGCCGCGAAGUUUGUAGUACAGGAUCAAAGCCGCCUAUUCCUCGACCUGUUUGUGUUUCAUAGCUUAAUAUAUCAAAAAAAUCAUCACUUCUUGUAUGUAUCA